AUGAAGGUAACCUCUCAUCUACCGCGCGAACUCACGGCGGAACAAGUCGAGGAGGCGCAAUACCUUGCCAACAUUGUCCCUCAGAGUCAGCGCCCACCAAUAACAGCCCAAGAGGAGAUGAGCAAGAGGCAAUCCCCUUCUGCGAACACCGCGUUUGUGUCCUCUUUAUUGACUGUCCCUCCCAUCCCCGAGGCUCAUAUGAUUCUACCCUCUGUUCCCGUUGUAUCUCAGUCGCCAAACAUAUCCGACUGGGAAAUUCAAGCUUUGAAAGGCAUCAGGAGGAACAAGUUGAGUCUGGACAAAGUCUGGACAAUGAAGACUUGGAACAUGAAAAGCAACAUCUCCCAGAGGCUGAAGUUGCUUGAUGAUGACGGGUAUGACAUCAAGCCCUUGCUCAUCAAAGGUACGACUAGUGCUCAGGUUACUCAGGCGGUGCUUGAUCACAUCGAAGAUCGAAAGCAGCAGAUUGCAGUAGUAACUGCCUCGGACCCAAAACAGGACGUGGAAAACGAUGCCACCCAGCUAGUCAAAAAUCAUGAACACUUUCAUCAUGCAAGGCAUCUUGAAGAUGGGUCUCUCGAGACUGUAGAAAGCGAACCACUCCCCGAACGUCGCCCACAUGUUACCGAACCCAUGACACCACAGAAACGCAAGCAUCAGCAUGACUAUGAUGAGCAAACACGAGAUGACCCAGAGGGUACAGGAACAGAUAAGACCUCUAUCCCACCACCAUGCACAUGCGGACCAGCGAGAAAGAGGCCCCGCAUGUCGACACCGGCGGAAUCGGAAAAGGCGAUACAGAAGGAGGCGUGGAACCUCUUCAAGAACAAGGUUGCGCGCGACAUCUUCCAAUCCUCUCGAGCGGCAUGUAAGGAAGCUGUGCCAAAUCGGUUGUCUAUAGUAGAUCCAGUAUCCGCACCACUACCAGCGUUCUUACCCAAGCCACCCGUUCCCUCGUCCCGGAUCAUCUUCACAUCCACAGACCCCUCGUCCAACACGCGUACCCCAAGUGACGUUCGUAUCGGCUCGCGCGGUUUGGCUUUUAUGAUGGACGAAGUCAAGUUUUUGUCUCAUACCCAAGAUGAACAAGGCAGACUGUACAUCUGCGAUCCGGAAGCUGCCGAGGACCGAGAAGGCGACCAAAAUACAGUCCGCUUGAUGGAAUACAAGCCCACAAAUUCAACUGGAGACUACAGCCCUAUCGACGGGGAGUACCGAGGCCGCAUCCGUGUUUCCGAAGACUUAUAUGGUCAGGUCAUCAUGCACGGUGAUGCCUUUGCAUUGCAGGGCUUGAUAAAGCAGCUGCGAAACAAUGAUCUGAACCACAUAUCCAAGUGGCGCUUCGAUGGCAAGGAGGUUGUGCGGGAGGACAGUAUGUCGUGGUCGUUGAGUAGUGAUACGCAAGACGUAUUGGCGAAGAUCGAGAAGAUUCUUGAGGCAGGUCAGGAUCGAGGUGGGGUAGUGGUACGUGUUGAGCAAGUCUACAAUGGAAAGAAGCUGCGCUACAGCUGA
Molecule: messenger RNA, 1512 nt
Organism: Cucurbitaria berberidis CBS 394.84
Lineage: Eukaryota; Fungi; Ascomycota; Dothideomycetes; Pleosporales; Cucurbitariaceae
Exons: 1
Coding region: 1-1512 (503 amino acids)
Source: RefSeq, a predicted model, not a curated record